Molecule: messenger RNA, 2478 nt
Organism: Lecanosticta acicola
Lineage: Eukaryota; Fungi; Ascomycota; Dothideomycetes; Mycosphaerellales; Mycosphaerellaceae
Source: the annotation of a GenBank genome assembly
AUGCAGGACCGCACCGAGCGAAGGAUGUCCUGGCUUUCUCUAAGGCGUCGGCGCACCACGGGCAAUCUGAAGAGUCUGCCGAACGGACACCAAGUCUCCCAGGAAGGCGUACCUGCAAUAAUAAUGCCGACGACGAAAGAUCGGCCACCACCCAGUCUCCGACCCUUCUCGCAGCCUGAUGUCCCGCGAAGUAAUGCUGAGAACGCGAAUCUAUUCUAUGCGUAUGCGCAGAAGGUAGGGAGCCAUCGCAGCGUAGACGAGGACCUGCAUCUGAUCCGUGUCCCACAGGGCGACGACACGUCUUCUCGCUAUAGCCUCACCUUCGCCUCUGCUUCUUUUGCCGACGACUGGUACAAGCUCGUGAAGCAGCACUUCCCGAAUACCAAUCGCCCGGCGCCACAGCUCUUCUCUUUCAGAACCGAUGACUUCCUCUCCAGAGCUUGGCGACACCCGGCAUUCGGACACCUCCAGACGAAAUGGAUGUACACUACUUUAUCGGACACGAGCUCCGAUAGUAGUCUUGGGGGAGAGGCGCAACGCAGUAUGCCGGUUCAAGAUGAGCAGGGAAAUAUUCUGGGGGGAGCCGCAUCGCCGUCCACGAGUGCGGACAGCGGAAGGACGAGAAGAGAAGUCAAGGAUAUGAAAGAUGGUGUUGGCAGGGUGGGCGAGCAUUCCGAGAAGAUGAUGGAAACUGUCGAGAGGAAUACGGAAGGCGCCAGGAAGUCGGCUGAAGCAAGGGAAGAGCAUGGACAUUAUGGACAAGCGGAUGGCCAUUCCAGGGAACAUUUCUACAUGCGCGAGCUCUCUGGCCAUUUCGGCCGGAUGACGGACCUUCUCGAACGAAACACGGAGCAUAUGGAAAACCUAUCGAAGCGGCAGUUUGACCAUGAACAGAAAUUGCAACAGGCAUUGGAGAGUAUGAGUGCGAGGCAGAGUCCGGACGCUCUGGAUCUGUCGCGGUUUUCAUCGCACCUAGAUCGAAUACAGCAGAUGAUGGAGCAGUCUUUGCAGGAACGUCAAGAUUCUGCGCGGAGCGCGAGAGAGAAGCCUCCUUCGGUGAAUCUUUCGCCCUUGGCGGAGGGAUUGGGGAAGAUGCAGGAAGCCGUGGAGCAGAACUCUACCUUGAUGAAAGCCCUCUUGGAAGAAAGCUCGCAACAAGAUCCGGAAGCUCCAAGAACCCCAUUUGGGGCUCCGUUCCGACCACAGCAAGUCGAUCUGUCUCCGCUUGACGAGCGUCUUCAGGGCAUAUUGGACGCUAUCCAACAGCAAAACUCGCACAUGCAGGCUCUCGUUGGGUUUGCCAGUGGUGGUCAAGCUGGCCAGAGCGGCGACUCACCGCCACCAGCAAAUACCAGCCUUGCCCCCCUCAGCGAGCACUUGGAGCAAAUCCACAACGCCAUUGAGGAGGGUAACAAGCAGGCGAGGGAAGCAGCCGCGAAAUUCCGGCGAGAGAAACUCGUCGAUUUCAAACCGUUGACAAGUAGGCUAGACGCACUGCAGAACACCACAAAGACAAAUGUCAACCAUUUUGAGAAGUUGCUUGACGCACAGAAGGCUAUACGGCAGGCCUUAGAACGGGAUCGGCGCGAGCUCGACUUCUCCCCCCUGGCGGAAACUUUGGGUCAUGCGAUAGAAAACCAGCACGCGCCUCUUUUGGAACAGUUGCAGUCCAUCAACAGCGGAAUUACUCGCAAUGAAGAUGUUUUCACGACCGCCAUCACUGAUGUGCUCGGAGGCGUGGAUCUUACCGAGCUGUACAGUCGAUUAGAUGCCCUUCAAGAGGCCGUCCAAAAGAACAGCACUGACACAACUCAAACGAUAGAUUGUGCGUCGCUGAAAGGCCACUUGGAAGCGAUACGAGAGACAAUCGCCUCCAAUGCAGAGCAACUCACAGCCCUGAUCGAAGCCCAGCGGGCUCAUGCGACGCCCACGGACAAGACUGGACCCGAUAUCGAUCUCACGCCACUCACAGACCACCUAAACCGCAUCCACACCUCGCUGGAGAAAGCCACAAAACCAGACCCCCCUCCCGGCCGCUCGGGCUCGGGCUCCGGAGAUCCCAAAUUCGUCCUCAAAGCCCUCACCUCGCACCUCAGCCGGAUCCAAUCCGUCACCGAAAGCAACGCCCAAACCGUGCACACCCUCCUCCAACGCACCCCUUCCCCUUCCCCCUCCCCAUCCACAAACGAAAAACUACACACCUACAUCGCCGACGCCCUGGACUCGCUCCGGCGCACGAACGCGCGACAGAAACGACAAGAAGGCGAUCUGGAAGGUUUGGAACGCAAGGUGGAAGCUACGAAUUCCCAAUUCAGGGAGUUGAUGGGCGCGCAGAGGGAUAUGAAUCGCGUUCUGAGGACUUUGGCGGAGGCGCUCGCGGCGCAGAAUCCGGCGUCCUGUGGGCAUGUUGUUAUUCCGCCGCCUAGGAAGAUUGGGAGGAAGGUUGUGGGGUUUGUUUAUGAUGCUGGUGGGAAGUGA